GAAGCUUCUGGGUUCUGUCGUCUCAGCUCUGGGAAAGCCUCUUCUCCGCCAAGACCAUGAGGCUCUGCGUGACUGUUCUCUCUCUCCUCGUGCUGGUGGCUGCCUUCUGCUGCCCAGCGCUCUCAGCACCAAUGGGCUCAGACCCUCCCAUCGCCUGCUGCUUCUCCUACAUCCCACGGACACUUCCUCGCGACUUCGCGGUGGAUUACUACGAGACCAGCAGCCUUUGCUCCCAGCCGGCAGUGGUAUUCCAAACCAAACGGGGCAGACAGGUCUGCGCCAAUCCCAGUGAGCCCUGGGUCCAGGACUACAUGAAUGACCUGGAACUGAACUGAGCCGCUCCAGGCACAGGGGCAGGAGGUGUCCAGGGAAGGUCACCUGAGCCCAACGCUUCUCAGUGAGAUGCAUCCC
Molossus molossus (Pallas's mastiff bat) is the source of this 411-nucleotide messenger RNA. RefSeq names its product C-C motif chemokine 4-like. Gene Ontology annotation, cellular component: extracellular region. Lineage: Eukaryota; Metazoa; Chordata; Mammalia; Chiroptera; Molossidae. Gene Ontology annotation, biological process: positive regulation of GTPase activity; chemokine-mediated signaling pathway; cellular response to type II interferon. Bases 57 to 335 code for a protein of 92 amino acids. The record is from RefSeq and is a predicted model, not a curated record. The transcript is spliced from 3 exons. Gene Ontology annotation, molecular function: chemokine activity; CCR chemokine receptor binding.